Schizosaccharomyces cryophilus OY26 is the source of this 1457-nucleotide messenger RNA. Its product is annotated as CDC50 domain-containing protein. The record is from RefSeq and is a predicted model, not a curated record. Bases 91 to 1203 code for a protein of 370 amino acids. Gene Ontology annotation, cellular component: plasma membrane; endoplasmic reticulum; Golgi apparatus. NCBI's taxonomy places the organism in Eukaryota, Fungi, Ascomycota, Schizosaccharomycetes, Schizosaccharomycetales, Schizosaccharomycetaceae. The transcript is spliced from 3 exons.
AGGAUAUGAGGUUACUUACUACUACCAUACUUAAGAAACGGAAGGCUCGGUUCUUGAAAAGAUCUUAAUUAUAGUUGUCUUGGAAUUAUAAUGAGUAGUAGUUCAAAAAUGACCAAAAAAAAGGGCAUGAAAUUAAAGCGCCCUGAUAAAUCGCGUUUCGUACAGCAAAGUCUUCCUGCCUGGCAGUUCAUUUUUACACCGUGGUCUGUGCUUCCUUUACUGUUUGUUUUGGGCGUCAUUUUUGCUCCUUUGGGUGGAGCAAUGUAUGUGGCUAGUCAACGGGUAAAAGAAGUAAGACUCGAUUAUACGCAUUGUCUGGAUACCGAUAAUACUUUCACAGACAUGCCGGCAACGAAUAUUGUUUAUCAAAUGAGCCAAAAUAAUAACGUAUCUGCUAAGUGGAGGUCAGAAAAUGAUCAUUGUUAUUUACGAUUUCAAAUCCCAGAAAAGCUGGGUGCUCCUUUAUUCUCAUUCUACCGCUUAACAAAUUUCUAUCAAAAUCAUCGUCGAUAUACCGCGAGCGUUGACGUUUUUCAGCUCCGUGGUGAACCAAGGUCCCCGGAAGAAAUUAAAGUCGGUGAAUGUAGUCCAUUAGACGUAAAUGAGCAUAACAAACCAUAUUAUCCUUGCGGGUUAAUAGCCAAUUCGUUAUUUAACGACACUUUUUCUUCACUUGUUCGCUAUGAUUCAUGGGAUAGCACGGAAUCAUUGGAUGAAUACCAAAUGACUUCGAACGGAACGGCUUGGCCAGAGGAUAAAGAACGUUAUAUUAAGACCAGCUACAAUGCAUCCGACGUUGUUCCGCCUCCAAAUUGGUCCAAGAUGUAUCCAAACGGAUACACUGAUGAUAAUUUACCUGAUAUUUCCAACUGGGACGAAUUGCAAGUAUGGAUGAGAAUAGCAGCUCUUCCAACGUUUAGUAAGCUUGCAAAGAAAAAUGCUACGGCUGAAUUGAACCCUGGUAUUUAUGAAGUUGAUAUAGCUUAUAACUUCCCUGUUAUCGAGUAUAAUGGCACCAAGACUUUUAUGCUUUCUACAACUACCGCUAUAGGUGGUAAGAACUACUUUUUAGGGAUCAUGUAUAUGGUGAUUGGUGGUAUAAACAUCGCUAGUGGUAUUAUCCUCAGUGUUGCAUGCAUGAUUAAACGACGACGCGUGGGAGAUCCGCGAUAUUUAUCUUGGAACAAGGAGAAGACUAUAUGAUGAUUCUAAAGAGUUUCUAUAUAUAUAUAUAUAUAUAACCUUUAUUAUUCAUCAUGCAUUUUAGUGAUUCCUUCGGGAUUAUGUUAUGUUCAGGUAAUGUCGUCUUAUUGAAAUUGGUUUGCAUCUUCAUUUUCUUUCUUUCUUUGUAAAAUAGAGUUUUCCUAUUUGUCUUUCUUGGUCUUAAGGCCUUUGUAAAACUAUACAAUAUACAUAAAUAUACAAUCAUAUAUGUAUAAAAAUUAAUGAAAUUUUGU